Calliphora vicina (urban bluebottle blowfly) is the source of this 2128-nucleotide messenger RNA. RefSeq lists its product as uncharacterized. NCBI's taxonomy places the organism in Eukaryota, Metazoa, Arthropoda, Insecta, Diptera, Calliphoridae. The record is from RefSeq and is a predicted model, not a curated record. The transcript is spliced from 4 exons. Gene Ontology annotation, molecular function: DNA-binding transcription factor activity, RNA polymerase II-specific; zinc ion binding; RNA polymerase II cis-regulatory region sequence-specific DNA binding. Bases 71 to 1882 code for a protein of 603 amino acids. Gene Ontology annotation, cellular component: nucleus.
UAAAUACCGCAUAGGAAAAUUAUAAUAAAUUAAAUUUAUACUUUUUUAUAUUGCAUACACAUUACACAAAAUGGAAAUUAUGAAUCCAUACAUUGAGGACUAUCGAGAUAUAAAAAUAUGCCGGCUUUGCGGCAUCGAUAAUAAAGAAAAUAUUGAUAUUUUUGCCAGCAAACCCAUCUCCUCUAGAAGUGAUGAUUUAUUAACGAAAAUUUUAACCGUCUACCCAUUGGUGUUGUAUAAAGAUGAUCCGCUGCCCCAACAUAUUUGUCCAAAAUGCAUUGGCAACGUCAGCACUACGUACCAAGAUAUACAACAAGUGCUGAGGCAACAAAAUAAAUGGAUGAACUUAACAAAAGCAGUACAACCAGAACAUAAAUAUUUUCGUAUACUCAAUGUGGUAGAGAAUACUACUAGAGCCACAAGAGAUUCCAUAAAGUCUUCAUAUAACAUUGACAUAAAUAAUAUAUCAUUGAGCAAAUUAAUAGCUACGCCAACAAAAGAUAUCCCUAAUACCACCGCAAUAAAUACACAAGUCACUAAAUUAAACAUUAAUGAAAAUGUUGUAAAAAAUAUACAAACCAAAUUGGAAUCGAAUGGUUUUACUAUCAAACGUAUAAAAAUUCCCACAUCAAACGAUAUUAAUCAUGACUUAAAUGCGCCUAAUGAUUCUGUAGAUUUGACAGCCAACUCCGUAGAAACAACUGAUAAAAUUGUGAUUUGUAGUUAUUGCAAGCAGAAAUUUUCCAAUCUUAAGAUAUUGGCACAGCAUCAAUUGAUACAUUUAAAACUCAGUGCGAAUAAAAUUUUCCAAAAACGUUCGUUACCUAAACAACUCAGACGUGGUCGUCUUAUUACUCUCAAUGAUAAUAAGUGUAUACGUUGUCUCAAUUGUUGGCGUACAUUUUCGGAUAAUAAGGCAAUUCUACAGCACUGGUCCGGAGGUGAGUGUGAAUUCUAUUGUUUCGUAUGUGGAAAAGAGUAUCCCCAUUCACCGAAGAUGUUAAGGGAACAUGUAACAACAGUCCAUGGUAUCAGUUAUCGCAGUGUCACUCGUGAAUUUAUGACUAGUCAUACGGAGCACAUAAAGCCAGUAGUAGCAUUUGCAGAAACAACAUUGAAAUCUACCAAUCUCUAUCCAAUGUCCUCAAAUUUUAAAACUGGCUUAGUUAAAAAAGUUGUUUAUAAAAAACCUCCACCCAAAUCUUGUACCAAAAAUGAUGAUGGUACCAUAACUUGUAAAAUUUGUCAUAAAGUAUUCGACAACUUUAGAUCCAGCAAUUCCCAUAUGCGCAAACACAAACCACCUAUUCGUAAUGGCGAUCCAGUUUUUGCACCAGGUGCUGCAGUGGAUAAUUAUAUUACACAAGAUGACUAUAUGGCACAACCUUCAACUAGUCACUUCCGCUACGGCAUCAACAAUCCAUCAUCUUCAGCAGCCACAAAUUCCUUUCAUGUGAAACCUCCUAGACCACCUUAUCGUGUCAUUAUGAAAAAUGGUCCUUUACGUGGCAUUAAAACGAAAAUUGUUCAAAAGCGUCAUGAUUUUCUAACAAACUAUGCAAAUAACGACCGUCAUCCAACUCAAAGGUCUAUGACAUCAGCAUCCGACACAAAUGACGAUGAGAACAUGAUAGUUCCCGAAUUACUAAUGCCUGCGAUUAAGUCUGAACAUAUGUCGGGAAAUGAUGCUCAUAACAAUGGUUUGCAAUACGGCGAAUAUACAAGUUCACCUUUAGUACCAGCAAUAAUUAAAUCCGAACCUUUGGAUAAUACCGAUUAUGCGGAGUCGCCAGAACCUCGCUUAUGUUUUAUAUGUAAUGAAACAUUUUCCAACACUCGAGAUUAUGAACUACAUGCCAUGUUUGUUCAUAAUAUAAAUUAAUUAGAGUGGUUCAGCAAAUGAAUCAAGGAAUAUAAAGAACAUGGCACAAGUCAAUGUAUCGUAAAUUUAUGAAAAAUAUCUUGACCAAAUUUCAACAUUCUUCGAUAAUUGGAACAGGGUGAUUCCCUUUACACAGAGCAACACUGAUUCUGCGGCAUAGGAAUUAUUAGUAAAUUUUGAUACAGUUGCUAAUAAUGUUUUACAUUAUUUGAGUUGACUCCGGUUCCCGUGUUAAUACGUUUUAUA